AUGGAUUUACAGAGCAAAGGACCAACGGCUGUCAACUUUAUAUCAGACAAGAUGGAGACAUUGCAAGUGCCUGACAAUGCUUCUCCCAAUUGCCAGUACAUCAAAGACGGAAAACUGCACUUUAUAGAGCCCAAACUUCGAGCAGAGAACCACCAUGCCGUAGCAGAGAAGAUCAUAUUUUUCAGACAGUACAGAGCGCAGACAGAGGGCACAGCAGAGAUGUUUCAACAGACCAUUGAGAUACCACCAGCGUACAUGGACCUUAUUGCUGCUCUUGUACAAGACAGUGACGAGCCACUCACUGUGCUUGUUGCUCGUGUCAAUGAUACAUUAUCUCCAUUCGCCAGAAGUGAAAAGGCUGCCCAUAAAUACGAUAUUGCUAUUGAAAAAGCCAUUCGACAAACAGCUCAAAAGUGCUCGUACGGACUUGGCCAGCAAGUCUUUGAUUCCAUAGAACACUCGAUGGCCAAUAUACCAUGGCACCUCAGCAUCAGCAGGUGGGAAGUCUAUGACAUUUCAUCGCUGCCCACCGACAUGCAGCAAAUUGUGACAGAGAGAAGAAAACAUAGGCAGAUCAUGACAGAACAGGUCUCUGCUUACAUCCAAAAUCUGCCACCUAGUGAGAAAUCCACCAUUGUAAAUACCAAGCAUCGCAACAGAUCCAUCUACAAAGAAGACAAGGACGAUACUGCGAGACUAAAACCAGUAGAAACAGAACAGGAAAAGGAAGAGAAGCGCCUGAAGCGAGAAGAGGAAAAGAAGAAGCGGGAGGAGAAGAAGCAGCGAGAAGAGGAAAAGCGACUACGAGAGGAGGAGAAGCGAAAGCAGAGGGAGGAGGAGAAGCGCAUUCGCACAGAAGAGAAAAAGAAGCGAGAGGAAGAGAAGCGCAAAAAGGAGCAAUCUCAAUUACGAUUGACAUCCUUAUUCCAAAAGACCACGCCUACGCAAGACAGCAGUUCACCGCACCAUGUGGAGCAAAAGACGAUCGAACCUGCUAAACCCACUCUAUUCCCAGCAUUCUAUAUCAAAGACCAUGUUCACAUUUCCAACAGGUGCUCAGCUCAGUCAUCACCAAAUAUCUCCAGCUACGACCAAUUUAAAAACGCUACCCAUAACACAUCUGACGUAUCUAUCCAAAAUUUUCUAUCUCAAAUGACCCCUGACACCAAGCAAAAGAGAGGUGUCUCUACGCAUGUUGACAUCAGAACGCUUUUAUUGCCUGGAGCGUCUGAUAUCUUACAAGUGCCCAAUGUGCGCAUGGUGUUGCGCAUGAAAUUGCUACAGUUCAAGGAAGAUGUGAGACCUGCGUACUAUGGCACAUUCACCAAGCAAAGUCGUAUUGUUAGUGGCAGAAGACCGUUUGCUCAAGAUGUAGAUCAACUGGAUUACGAUGUAGACAGUGAGGCUGAAUGGGAGCCUGAGGGAGAGGGCGAAGACAUUCAUAGUGGUGACGAGGACGAUGAUGAUCCCAACACCGACAUGAUUGAUCCAGAGGAUGCGGGCUGGCUCGUGCCAGAGGGCUAUUUGUCUGAUAAUGAAGGUGUCGAAGAAGGAGGAGAGAGAUCAGGCAAACCGUUAUAUCCACAGAACGCAUCGAAGCGAUUGGCUGUGCGACAGGUUGUAUUGGGUCCGUUCUUUGAGGGAGAGGAUGCAGCCAUGGAAGAUGAGGUGAUGCGACCCUUUGAGACACAAUUUUUGGUGGAUGUACCAGCAGAGGGCUUUAAUCCAUUUUACAAGGAACCAGUGUCUCGAUCUGUCAAUGGCAAUACUACAGCGAACGCUACUACUACGUCUACAACUGGCUCACACUCACCUGCUGCUGUUACUAAUACAACCAAUGCCACCAACACUACACCAACUACAAAUCCACCCAAGUUGACGGACGAGCAAUCCAUUGCAUUGAUUAGCGUAAUCAAUGAAAAGCAAUCUGAAAGCAUCCCCAGCUUGAUCAAUGAAGCUAAAGCAAACUCUGUGCUAAAAGAUGUGUCCAAACGAUCACUGGCAGCACAAAUUAAGAGCAUUGCAGUCAAAGAAAAGAGAGGCACAGACACUAGACUCUCUUGGUAUGUCAAAGAUUCUGCUACAUCUCUCACGCCUCCACCACCUCAACCUCAACCUCAACCUCAACCUCCAGCAACGCAAUAA
This is a messenger RNA of Mucor velutinosus, 2145 nucleotides long. RefSeq lists its product as uncharacterized. The record is from RefSeq and is a predicted model, not a curated record. Gene Ontology annotation, cellular component: nucleus; CAF-1 complex. The coding region runs from base 1 to 2145 and encodes 714 amino acids. Gene Ontology annotation, biological process: nucleosome assembly. The transcript has 7 exons. Lineage: Eukaryota; Fungi; Mucoromycota; Mucoromycetes; Mucorales; Mucoraceae.